AGCCAAUGCACUAGAUUUGUUAAUUCAAUCAAUCAACAUAUAUGUUUGAAUAUAUAUUUGUAUUUAUAGAUAUAUAUGUAUCUUGGUGACAUGUGGAAUUCAGGUGAUGCUGGAUAGGACGCUGAAUCAGGACGGUAUGAGAGGUCAAGGCCAAGGUAUACGAGACAACACGCUGACCCCAAACAGACUCAGACCUAUGUUUGAGUCCCGCAGUGCUCGUCCAAUCAAGGGCAAAAGAAGUGGUUUUCCUUCACUCCAAGCUCACAUGACCUACCUGCACUUAGUCCAUACCAUUCAUAUUCUACCUCAGAAGAGCUCAGUCAGUGCACCGUCAUUGAUUUCCCAGCAUUCCUUCCUGUCGGUAUCUUUACUGUGCGAUGUGCACCUACCCAAUAUUUGGUCCUUACAGCUGAGUUAUGAUGGACCAAUCACACCGAGUGAUGACUCAGCACUCCUAUUACACAGACUAGGACUGGAUUGUGGGAUUUCAAGCCAUGGAUUACAUUGUACUGAUACACAGGGGAAGGUUGUCAUCUUAAGAAUUCCAACACAAAAACCCAAAGCCAAACGUUCACAAAAGCAAUAG
Molecule: messenger RNA, 586 nt
Organism: Ostrea edulis (European flat oyster)
Lineage: Eukaryota; Metazoa; Mollusca; Bivalvia; Ostreida; Ostreidae
Product: alpha-mannosidase 2-like
Exons: 3
Coding region: 107-586 (159 amino acids)
Biological process (GO): carbohydrate metabolic process
Molecular function (GO): catalytic activity; carbohydrate binding
Source: RefSeq, a predicted model, not a curated record